Messenger RNA from Histoplasma capsulatum G186AR, 1704 nucleotides. Its product is annotated as fatty acid desaturase. The transcript is spliced from 2 exons. Gene Ontology annotation, biological process: lipid metabolic process. Lineage: Eukaryota; Fungi; Ascomycota; Eurotiomycetes; Onygenales; Ajellomycetaceae. Gene Ontology annotation, cellular component: membrane. Gene Ontology annotation, molecular function: oxidoreductase activity, acting on paired donors, with oxidation of a pair of donors resulting in the reduction of molecular oxygen to two molecules of water. The record is from RefSeq and is a predicted model, not a curated record. Bases 1 to 1704 code for a protein of 567 amino acids.
AUGGGCCCGCCGGCGAGCCCAAAACACUCAGCUCGUGGCAGACAAGACCGAAUCCUCUCCCGGCGGGAGAUCGAGGGCCUUAUUGCAGAUGGAAAGCACAUCAUCAUUCUGGAUGGGAUGGUCCUCAAGGUGGAUGCUUGGAUCCCAUUCCAUCCUGGCGGAUAUAAAUCUAUCAUGCAUAUGGUUGGGAGAGAUGCUACGGAUGAAGUUACGGCUCUACAUUCCCUUGAAGCUCGCCAGCGGAUGAAUUCGUAUAAGAUCGGCCGCAUCGAAGGCCGCUGGAUGAAUUUCCUGCCCCCUAUCCAGGGUGGGAAAUUUCGCCCGUACAACAAGGAUGGGCCCCAUGCAUCCUCCGAUGAAGUUGGCGAGGAUGAUUCCUCGGAGCAGGGCCUCUCGGAUCCUCCCUCGCCAAUAUUCGAACCCAUUGAGAACACAUCCAGACGCAGAGGGCCGGCAUCCUCUGUCUCUUCUGUAUCAUCCGAAUCUCCCAACUCCUCUCCUGAUCCGAAACCAAACUCGAGGCCUCGUUUCCUAGAUGCUCGCACCCGAGAGGAAAUGCUUGUGGAUCUGGCGAAAUACCCACCCCUUGAUGCCAAAACCCAGGAUUUCAUCGUCCAGAAAUACCGCUCUCUCCACGACCAAAUCAAAGCAGACGGCUUAUAUGACUGUGACUACUUUGCAUACCUAAUAGAAUCAGUCCGCUAUAGUCUCCUUGGAGGCUUGUUUCUUUAUUUCCUCUGGCGUGGCUGGUACGCAACCUCCGCCGCGUUUCUCGGGGCCUUAUGGCACCAGCUAGUUUUCACCGUCCAUGACGCCGGUCACCUAGGCAUAACCCACAGCUUCCACGUAGACACUGUCAUCGGCAUUCUCAUCGCAGAUUACAUCGGUGGCCUAAGCAUCGGGUGGUGGAAGCGCAACCACAACGUCCACCACAUCGUCACCAACUCCCCCGAACACGACCCGGACAUCGAACACAUGCCCUUCUUUGCCAUCUCUCACCGCUUUUUCGACAGUCUCCGCUCAACCUACUACGACCGCAUAAUGACCUACGACAUCUUCUCCAAAUUCCUCGUCCGCUACCAACACUUCCUCUACUACCCCAUCCUGGUCUUCGGUCGCUUCAAUCUCUACCGCCUGAGCUGGGAAUACCUGCUAAGCGGCCAAGCACCGCGCAAGGGCGCCGCAUGGUGGCACCGCUGGUUCGAGAUAGUCGGCCACGUCGUCUUCUGGACCUGGUUCGGCUACGGUGUCCUCUACCGUAGCAUCCCCGACUGGCCCAACCGACUCCUCUUCAUCUUCAUCAGCCACGCUAUCACCAUGCCCCUGCAUGUGCAAAUCACUCUUUCACACUUCGCCAUGUCCACCGCCGACCUGGGCGUGAACGAGUCGUUCGCUCAAAAAAUGUUGCGCACAACGAUGGACGUGGACUGCCCGCAGUGGCUAGAUUUCUUCCACGGCGGCCUCCAGUUCCAGGCCAUCCAUCACCUGUUCCCGCGCAUGCCUAGGCAUAACCUGCGCAAGGCGCAGAAGCUUGUUAUGCAGUUUUGCAGAGAGGUUGAGAUCCCCUAUGCGAUUUUUACCUUCCUGGAUGGGAAUAAGGAGGUUAUUGGCCGGCUGGGGGAAGUGGCGGCGCAGGCGAGGUUGUUGGCUGAGUGUCAGAAAAGCAUCGUUGCGGAGCAGGGGCUACAUGCCCAUGUUCAUUAG